Molecule: messenger RNA, 552 nt
Organism: Anisakis simplex (herring worm)
Lineage: Eukaryota; Metazoa; Nematoda; Chromadorea; Rhabditida; Anisakidae
Source: the annotation of a GenBank genome assembly
AUGAUUUGUAAUUUGGGUGAAUUUUGUAAAAAUGGUUUCGAAAGCGUCAAAAGGCGUGUUAGUGAUAAUUCUAUUGGUAAUCCGAUGCAAUUAAGCACGGUUUUGCUUUGUCAAAACGAAGAUGUGUUCGACACUUUGGAAGAGGGUUGGAGAUGCGGUUCAUUCGCGAAGUUCGAUCGAGGUGUUGGAGAAUGUUGUGAUGGUGCAGUGGUUUGCGUCUGGAGUGGACCGGCACUGCGAAUCGUCGCUCAAGUGAAUUUUUUGUUCAAAGUCGUGCAAGAAUCUGCAGGUGCGACAUAUGUGAUCGGUAAUGGUCUUCUUCGUACGAAUGGAAAAUGCAAAGGUGAAGAUAUAUUCCUGAAAGAAGUUAUUGAGUUGGUUCGUAUUAUGCAGUUUUUGUUGCAACACUAUGUUAUGCUGGAAUGGUUUUUGUGUAACGUUCGUGAAACAAGGUCAGCAGUCAAGUUCUUCAAUAUGAAUGAGAUUGGUUAUGAUUUCAAUUAUUUUGAGGAGGUGGCUAAAAUUUUGAUAUUUAUGUUAGCUGUUGAUUAA